Setaria italica (foxtail millet) is the source of this 1887-nucleotide messenger RNA. RefSeq names its product cytokinin hydroxylase. Gene Ontology annotation, molecular function: monooxygenase activity; oxidoreductase activity, acting on paired donors, with incorporation or reduction of molecular oxygen; heme binding. NCBI's taxonomy places the organism in Eukaryota, Viridiplantae, Streptophyta, Magnoliopsida, Poales, Poaceae. The record is from RefSeq and is a predicted model, not a curated record. The transcript is spliced from 2 exons. Bases 30 to 1667 code for a protein of 545 amino acids.
GUUCCUCGCUCCUCCUUGCACAAAAUAAAAUGCAUUUGGAGGCAGCGACCGCCGGCAAUCAGCUGGCAUGCGGCGGCGCCAUGGCCGCGCUUGCCCUCCUGCUCUGCUCCUUCAUCUACACCGCCUGGCUCUCGCCGGCGGCCACCAGGCGCCGCCUCCGCCAGGCCGGCUUCGACGGGCCCAGGCCCUCCUUCCCUUUGGGAAACCUGCGCGAGAUCACGGCCACGCUGGCAGCCACCGACGGCAAGAGCACCAGCAGCGUGCUGGUGCUGCGCUCCUCCAACAUCCACGCCGCCGUGUUCCCCUACUUCGCGCGCUGGCGCCAGGCCUUCGGCAAGGUCUUCGUCUACUGGCUGGGCACAGAGCCCUUCCUGUACGUGGCUGACCCGGAGUUCCUCAAGACCGCCACCGCCGGCGCGCUCGGCAGGCGCUGGGGGAAGGCGGAAGUCUUCCGCCGCGACCGGAUGCCCUUGUUCGGCUUGGGGCUCGUCAUGGCCGACGGCGAAGAGUGGGCACGCCACCGGAACAUCAUCGCGCCGGCAUUCUCUGCAACAAACCUCAGCGAUAUGGUCGGGCUGAUGCAGGAGACCACCGCCAAGAUGCUCGCGCGGUGGAGCGACGCGGUGGCGGCCGGCCAGAGCGUCGUCGACGUGGAGAAGGACGUGGUCCGGAACGCGGCCGAGAUCAUAGCCAAGGCCAGCUUCGGCGUCUCCGACGACGACGAGGCCGGAGCGGCGGUGUUCCGCAAGCUGCAGGCCUUGCAGGCGACGCUGUUCCAGUCCAACCGCCUGGUGGGCGUGCCGCUGGCGCGGCUGCUGCACGCGCGCAAGACGUACGUGGCGCGCAUUCUCGGGCGGGAGAUCGACGCGCUGCUCAUGGCGAUCAUCGACGCGCGCCGGCGGCAGCAGGGGGCUGGCAGAAGCAGGAAGGACCUGCUGUCGCUGCUGCUGACCGGGGCCGGCGCCGGCGACGUGAGCGAGUCGAGCGCCGGCGCGGAGGAGCGGCGGCUGACAACGCGGGAGCUGGUGGACGAGUGCAAGACCUUCUUCUUCGGCGGGCACGAGACGACGGGGCUGGCUCUGUCGUGGACGCUGCUGAUGCUGGCGGCGCACCCGGAGUGGCAGGCGGCGCUGCGGGAGGAGGUGGCGCGGGAGGUGGACGACGAGCGGGCGCUGGACGCCGCUGCUCUCGGGCGGCUGACGAAGAUGGGCUGGGUGAUGAGCGAGGUGCUGCGGCUGUACCCGCCGGCGCCCAACAUGCAGCGGCAGGCGCUGGAGGACGUCGUCGUGGCGGCGGCGGCGGAGGACAAGCCGCUGGGCGGCGGCGCCGUCGUUAUCCCGCGGGGCACCAACAUGUGGGUGGACGUGGUGGCGAUGCACCGUGACGCGGCGCUGUGGGGCGACGACGCACACGAGUUCCGGCCCGAGCGGUUCGCGCGGGACCCCGUGCAAGGCGGGUGCCGGCACCGCAUGGGGUUCCUGCCCUUCGGCUUCGGCGGGCGCAUCUGCGUGGGCCGCAACUUCACGGCCAUGGAGUACAGGGUGGUGCUGGCCAUGCUGCUGCGCCGCUUCCAGGUGUCGCUGGCGCCCGAGUACCGGCACGCGCCCAGGUUCAUGCUCUCGCUCAGGCCCUCUGCCGGCAUCCAGCUCCGCCUCACGCCGCUCUAGCCUAAAUGUGUGCUCCAUCGCUCCAUGAAAUUAGAUGCCUUUGAUGGACCUUGAGCCUAUAUCCCGUUUUUCUUACUUAUCGUUGUAUUGCAAAGUUAUUACCUUAAAAUGUAAGGUGAUAAUACAUUACCUUGAUCUAAAUUUUCGUCUGACCGGUUGCAUCAAGGUGAUAAACCUAUCAAGACUGCAUGCAAAUAAAUAUGAGACUAUAUGAUGGUGU